This is a messenger RNA of Dromiciops gliroides (monito del monte), 3022 nucleotides long. RefSeq names its product receptor accessory protein 2 (gene REEP2). The transcript is spliced from 8 exons. Bases 205 to 969 code for a protein of 254 amino acids. Gene Ontology annotation, molecular function: microtubule binding; taste receptor binding. NCBI's taxonomy places the organism in Eukaryota, Metazoa, Chordata, Mammalia, Microbiotheria, Microbiotheriidae. The record is from RefSeq and is a predicted model, not a curated record. Gene Ontology annotation, biological process: endoplasmic reticulum tubular network organization. Gene Ontology annotation, cellular component: cytoplasmic microtubule; endoplasmic reticulum membrane; endoplasmic reticulum tubular network.
GAGGAGGGGGAGGGGCGGCCGAUAGCAGCGGCCUCCCCUUUAAGAACCGCCGCCGCCCGCAGGCCCCGCGGUUGCUGCAGAAACCUCCCCUUUAACGGCCACCGCUGCCCGGCUCGCCCGCUCGGGCUCCUCCAUCCUUCGGCCCGGGGCCCCCGGCCCGCGGACCCAGGAGUUCUUGGGGCGCACACCUGGCUCGGCCCCGCCAUGGUGUCCUGGAUCAUCUCCCGCCUGGUGGUGCUGAUCUUUGGUACGCUGUACCCGGCCUAUUCGUCCUAUAAGGCUGUCAAGACAAAAAAUGUGAAGGAAUAUGUGAAGUGGAUGAUGUACUGGAUUGUGUUUGCUUUCUUCACCACUGCCGAGACCCUCACCGACAUUGUGCUGUCGUGGUUUCCUUUCUACUUUGAGCUGAAAAUUGCCUUUGUGAUCUGGCUGCUGUCUCCAUAUACCAAGGGCUCCAGUGUACUGUAUCGAAAAUUUGUACAUCCCACACUCUCCAACAAAGAAAAGGAAAUUGAUGAAUACAUCACACAGGCUCGGGACAAGAGCUAUGAGACGAUGAUGAGGGUGGGCAAAAGAGGCUUGAACCUGGCAGCCAAUGCUGCGGUCACUGCAGCUACCAAGGGCCAGGGAGUGUUGUCAGAAAAGUUGAGGAGCUUCAGCAUGCAAGACCUGACGCUGAUUCGAGAUGAUGAAGCCUUGCCCCUGCGUGGUCCCGAUGGCCGCCUCCGCCCCUCAGCCAGUGGCCUCUUGGACCCCAUUGAGGACUUAGGGGAUGACCCUGGCCUGAGCCUUCGGUCCUCAAGUGGGAGCCAGUCAGACACACGGACAGAGGCCUCUGAGGAUGACAUGGGGGACAAGACCCUUAAGCGUGUCAAACCAAUCAAGAAAGUGCCAAAAGCUGAGCCAAUCCCCAAGACGCUGAAGACCCGCCCUAAGAAGAAGCCCACAAGUGGUGGGGAGUCGGCCUGAUGUGAACCCUCCCCCCCACCUCUACGCAGAGAUUCCAACGGGGGGGAGUCGUGUACAGAACUGCUGCUGCUUCCUAGAUCCAGGGGCCCCCAGGGUGAGGGCAACUCCUGGGGAUCCAGAUCCUCCGGCAUAGCCCCCGUGGGAGCAGCCCCCUGCCCCCACCCUUUCUCUCACUGAGCAAGUCUGAGGACCGAGAUGUGAGAUGCUGCCUCUGGGGUCUCCCAGUAAGGCGUCUGGCCAGGGGGGGCAGGUCUGAGGGAUCACAGGUCUGGGAGCUGCUUAUAGCAAGGUGACAGGCUGGUUUGGGAACAUGUGGGCCAAGGUUAGGGAUGGAGGAUGGGGGGGUGGAGGAGGGUGUUUUGUCCAUGGAGGAACUGCCCCCUUGGAAGAACAGCAUCUGGGGCCUUUUUGGUUGGAGGUUUGAUAAAUAAUGUGUGUGUGGGUGUGUGUGGGUCCUGAGGACAAAGCCACAUGAGGGGACUCCUUAGAGCAUCUCUCCUUUGUCUCUGUCCUUCCAGCCUUCCUCCUUGAGUGACCUCCCUGACUGUAGCCCACUUAGUGCCUUGCUGGUUGCCAUGGCAUGCUGUGGGGGAAGGGGCUAAAGGCCAAAGGUUUCUCCUGGCCUUACCUCAUAUAUCCUACCCCUCCUUGCCCACCCCUUGUUUAUUAGACUUGGCUGCCCCAUAUCCUCUGGCUGAAAAAAUGGGCUGACGGGCUAAGCCCCCCACCCGCUAGGCAUGGACCCCUGGAAGACUUCUCUUCCCCUGUGGAAAGUGGAGGGAGUGAGAACACUGGGACCACAUUGCCUCUAGAUUCAAAGGGAUGAGUAGAAGGAGCAAUUUCCCAUUGAAAGCCCAGAGUAACAGUAACCAGGAUUUGAGGUGGGGGGAGUGGGAAGAAAUCGGGGCCUACCUGGAUCAACACUUUCCUUUGCUCUCCUCCAAGAGGCCAUUUCCUUAAAUGAUUCCCCUUCUUCCUCUCCCCUCCCCUCUCAACUUCUCCCCUUCCCCAGCUUCUGUUCAUGUAGUUCCAAGGAUGAGGGUGGGGGGUAGGGAGGAGUCCCUUGGGACAUUAGAAGAACCCGAAUAGCAGAGACUGACUUGGGCACGGGGUGGCAAGGGGCAGGGAGAAGGGAGGGGGGAGGAUAGGAAGCUGUUUCUGUGAGUGAACACAUGAACCGAUAAGUGUGAGUGUAGUUGAGCAAAUGUGGGAGAUGUUUGAAGUGAAGAGCUUUCCCUGGGGAGCCAGGCGUGAGGUGGGACCAAGUAUGUGUUUUUGCCAGGACACAUGCAUGUCCCAGCUACAUCUCGUCCCCCGGGCUGGGAAGAGGAAGAAGGCACUUGGUGUGUUUACACACAGUGACGUAUUGCUCCUUGGGUCUGUGUCUUUAUCUCUGGGCCUCUGGGUCUCGACCAGUGUCUUUGUAUCUCUGUGCACGAGUCCCCUUCUUCCCUCCCCUGCCCUUCUCCCAAUAAGGGGACCAGCCAUAGAGCUAAUGCACCGGAGCGAGGCUCCAAGAACUCUUCCUCUAGUUGCCGUUCGACCUUCUCCUGCUCUCUGUUUCCACACUCCCUCCUGCAACUACCCCAGGCUCCAACUCCUAUUUGCCUUUAGGGGGAUUAUGAAGGCUGGAUGGGAAUAGUGGGAGGCACUCCCCAAGCUCUGGUCCUGACAACCCCUCCUAUCUCUCUCUUCUUAGCUGGGCCCUACCAGGAAGGAGAGAGCAGAAAGAAGGGAUUCCCAGGGGACCCUCAUCCAUAGAAGUAGCCGGUGAUGGGAACAGGACUUGAAUUGUGGGGUCUCUCCGGUCCUUCCCUGCCCUUGCCUCACCUUGAACUCCUAUCUUUCCUCUUCCCCCAGCAGUGAUUAUACUGACUGCACCCCAGGAGGAUUUAAAAAUUCUGUCCUAGAUCUCCCAAAAGUGGAGUGGGUUGGGGAGCAUGUGUAUAUAUGUGUGUGUGUGCGCGUGUGCAUUGGGGGAAGUAAGGAAAGGGAAGGUUUGUGCCGGGAAAGCUUGGAUCCUUGUCCAUGGAAUGAUCCAAUAAACUAAAAU